AUGAUCAUUACGGGCAAGACGACUGGGGAACACCUUCAGAAUGUGAGUUGUGUGUUGGAAAGACUUCAACAGUACGGUCUGAGGGCAAAUUUAGAAAAAUGUGAAUUUUUCAAGAACCGGAUUUCUUUCUGUGGACAUGAAAUUGACAGUGAUGGGCUUCACAAAACACAAGAAAAAACUGAGGUAGUGUUAAAGGCUCCUGAACCAACAAAUACUACAGAACUGCGAUCAUUCCUUGGAAUCGUGAACUACUGUGGUCGGUUUAUGAAAAACCUCUCAGCAACACUGCACCCAUUACAUCAGUUGUUACAGAAGGACUGUAAGUGGCAAUGGAAUGAGGAAUGUCAAAAUGCGUUUGAGGAGGUGAAGAAUAUGGUCACAUCGAAGGAAGUGCUGACACAUUAUGAUCCGACACUACCGCUGAGAGUAGCAAGUAAUGCUUCUCCGAAAGGAUUAGGGGCUGUACUAUCUCAUGUUAUGGCUGAUGGAAGUGAGCGACCCAUCGCGUACGCAUCACGUUCCUUGAAUGAAGCUGAAAGAAAUUAUGCGCAAAUCGACAAGGAAGCUUUGGGAAUAGUGUGGGCAGUGAAACGGUUUCACACAUACUUAUUUGGACGUCACUUCACCAUGAUAACAGAUCACCAGCCCUUAGUAUCCAUAUUUAGUCCGCGUAAAGGGAUAUCGACGACAUCGGCAGCACGACUGCAGCGAUACGCCUUAUUUCUCGCAGGAUACGAUUACGCGAUCGAGUACAAAAACACAAAGCGACAUGGUAACGCAGACAGUCUUUCGCGUAUGCCAGUGGAGACAGAGAACGAGACGGAAGUGGAAGAACUUGAGGCUGUGUCAUUGUUGAAUUUGUCGCAAUUUGAGACACUUCCGGUUACGCACGACCAGGUGAGACGUGACACACUUCGAGACCUAGUUUUGUCAUCAGUGUAUGAAUGUGUUAUGUCGGGUUGGAACCCAGACAACCGUAAUAGCAAGACGGAAGCCUAUUUCACCAGGAAAACCGAGUUGACUGUACAACAAGGAUGUCUUCUGUGGGGAAUUCGGGUGAGAAUUCCACCCAGGCUACGUAAACGAGUGCUCGAUGAACUGCAUUCGGGACACAUCGGCGUAGUGAAAAUGAAAGCAUUAGCCAGGAGCUACACAUGGUGGCCUGGUAUUGACAAGGAGAUUGAGUCAAUGACCAAAAGUUGUAAUAGUUGUCAAAAUGUGAAACAUGCACCACCUGCGGCUCCGAUACACCCGUGGGAAUGGCCAUCCCAGCCAUGGAGUCGCGUUUACAUAGAUUUCGCAGGACCAUAUCUCGGAUCAAUGUUUUUUGUAAUGGUAGACGCCAACUCGAAGUGGCCAGAGGUUAUCCAGAUGAAGACAACCACUUCUGAGAAAAUCAUCGAGGUCCUACGCACCAUUUUUGCCAGGAAUGGAAUUCCGAGACAGUUGUAA
This is a messenger RNA of Pecten maximus, 1452 nucleotides long. RefSeq lists its product as uncharacterized. NCBI's taxonomy places the organism in Eukaryota, Metazoa, Mollusca, Bivalvia, Pectinida, Pectinidae. The coding region runs from base 1 to 1452 and encodes 483 amino acids. The transcript has a single exon. The record is from RefSeq and is a predicted model, not a curated record. Gene Ontology annotation, molecular function: nucleic acid binding.